AAGUUGCAGACGAAAAAACUGCAAAAUUAUUCGGUCGGUCUAUAUCUAGUGAUCUAGUCUAUCAACAAGCGUGCCGUACAUGCACUUUGCCUCUGGAUCAUGUCUCUUUAGAGAAUUGUUUUCAUGUGAGUCUUUCAAGCCAGCCUUACGCCCAUUUCAUGGAAUAUUUUGGGGAUAUAUGUGAUGACAAAACGGGGACUUUGGAAUAAUAAUCCUGCCAAGUAUGCUCGUUGCGACUCGAAGAAAUGAUGGAUUUAGACCAAAGUGCCGCACCGAAGCAACUGGUAUUCGCCAAGAUAGAGAAAAUAAUCCGGGAUAUGCAGCACCAUGACAGAGGGAUCAAGACCAGAUCACAGAAGGUGUUCCUGACAUCCAUCCCGUGUGCAUUCACAGGUUCGGAGCUGAUCGAAUGGAUAAUGGACAAGCUGCAUGUUCACAAUGCCAUAGAGGCUGUCCACAUCGGCAACCUCAUCUGUCACUAUGGCUACAUCUUUCCUGUUCAAGAGGCCAAAGUGGUCUUACUGAAGGACGACUCGGCACUCUACCGGUUCCAGAGCCCUUACUUCUGGCCCUCACGGAGUAAUUUGGAUCCUGAUAACACUGAUUAUGCUAUUUAUCUGGCCAAGAGAUCAAUGAGGAACAAGCAACAGCAUGGAUUGGAGGAAUUUGAAACAACUGCCUUUAACAAACUCCAACGGAUGCUGAGACACAAGUGGGACUUUGUGCUCGUCCAAGCCCAAGAACAACUCAGACUGGCCAAGCAUCGGAAGAAAGCUGACCGACUUGUCGUCGACAAUCAGGAGAAAGCCUAUUGGAAGACGCACCGACCUCCGCCUGGCCAGAUCAACUCCUUGGAGAAAGACAUCCGGAGAUCCUACCGGCCCUUUGCCCUGGUGCAGAGCAAGAAACGAACCGUAGAGGACUUGAAGAAAGAGGUGACUUAUUUACAGAGACGGUCAGCCAGAGCCAAGAUCACAACUCACAAAGCUGCAGAAGGGAUGAUGCGACGAUGUAACCGCUACGCAGAGCAUGACCCGUUCCUGGCUGGGGCGCAGCCUAGCAACCCUUGGAUAACAGACGACACCACAAUGUGGACGCUCAACACUAUGCUGGUAGAUACGCCCACCGAGCGGCGGGUACGUCGUUGGUGUAUCAGCCUACGGGAGCUCCUGCGUGACGCCACGGGCCGGCACGAGUUUGAGAUGUUCCUGAAGAAAGAGUAUAGUCAGGAGAACAUCCGGUUCUGGCAGGCCUGUGAGCAGCUGAAAUAUGCCCCCCAGUCCUCCGUGCCUGAGCAGGUGCAUGAGAUAUACAGGGAGUUCCUGGCCCCUGGUGCCCGCUGUGAAAUCAACGUGGAUGGUCGGACCGUUGAGAUGACCCAGCUAGCUCUACGCAAGCCUAACCGCUUUGCCUUUGAGGCGGCCCAACACCACAUCUUCCUUCUGAUGAAGAAGGAUAGCUACCCCCGGUUCCUGCGAUCCAAUGAAUUCAAGAAACUGCUGGCCAACGCCAUGCACACCAACACCAAGAAGAAAUUCUUUCCUUUUGGCCGGAACUUCAUGCGGACGGCCAAAGUCACGCCCGAUGCCACACCCAUGGCCCUCAGGAGGCGGGGCAGUCUGGGAGACGAGGAAGGGGAGGGGCAAUCCAUCGGUGAGACUGGCAUGGUGCAUUCACUGAGUGCCAGCAACCUGCAAGACUACGAAAUGACUAAAAUAUACAAUCCUGCUGUACAGAAUGGCCACAGUGCUGAGGACAAUAACAUCAAACAGCCCAAGAAAUCAAUCAGGUUUUCUUCAUUACAACCACUCCACUCGGCCGCCUUGGUGCGCAACGGCUCCCUCACCAGGCUGGAGCUGGCCAGCCAGAACGGCCUAGCCGAGAGGGGGGAGGGUGGAGGACGAGACAACGGCGCCCACGUCACCACGACGACAUUCACCGUCAGUAGCAACGGACACCACGGCAACAUCAACAGCACCUGCCAGCUGUUCACCGUGCCCUCGUGCACCCUGCCCACCAAGAAAAGCCUCAUCACGCCCUGGGAGGAGGACGGGAGCUGACCCUAGGGCAAGAGGGGUCAAAGGUCGUAAUGUUAAUGUUAACCCCUGGGCAAGUUUGAUCAAGAAGAACCACUCAACGACUCACUUCCAAUUUGUUACACUGGUUUUAGACUGGCAUUCCAGAGACACGCUAAACUAAAUUAUUCUGACGAUCUGAGUUAAGUGAAUGGAGAAUAACAACUUUUGAGCAACCUCAUCAAAAGGUUGAUGAACAAGAUUAGGCAAGCCUGGGUCUAGAUGGUCUUCAGAGUGAAUUUUAUUUGGCCAAUGUGAGGCUUAAGCAAGUCUUAGUCACAGAGGGGAGUCAGUCAGUCAGUCAGUCAGUCAGGUACCAGUGAGUCAGUCAGGUGGGCUGACCCUCUCAGACCAGAAAAAAUUGAAUACAUAACAUUCACUUGUCACAAACCAAAAUCUGCUUUGGUCAACUUGAGUCUCUCUCAGGGCUUGUCUCAGUUCAUAUCUGGAAUGAGUUCCGGACAUGUCCUGGACAUUGCAUCAGGUAUAAGUUGCAGGAUUCAGAACAACUUCCCCUGCAAUCUUCCUACAAUGAUGUUAUCAGUAUUGGCGAGGCAAGGAAUCGCUAAUGAACAUUUCCCCGAAGCACGUCCGGGACAAAUGCAGAGCUUCUUCUGGGCAAGUGAAUGAUUCUACCCUCAACUUGUCCGGAAUUGAGACGGGCCCUUAGUGUAAUUUGGUUCACGACUCUGGGACGCCAGUCUGAUAACAGGUGUUUUAAUAGCUCACAUCUGCUGGUAUGUGAACAUCAGUAGUCCAGACACAAUCAAAUACCAUUGCAAUACCUCUUGGGCCUGGCUCCCUGCUGUACAUUGCAUUGCAUGCAGCCAUCGGUAACCAGUGAUGCAACCAACCUCCAUGCGCUGGUUCCAAAAUGUCAAGAAAAUUAGUCUUGCUGUGGUUGACUAUAUUUUGGUGGAAUUGUGAUUAACCAUAUUUCUUGAUCAAACUUGCCUAAUGUAUUUCAAAUCGAGAAUAGACAGAUUUCAAAUUAGCUUCAAAAUCAAGGGCCAAGGUCCACUUGCGACAUGAAAGGAUUUGGGAAAAUUAUGUCCUUAAAGUUGCAUUCUCCGUGCUAUUUUUGAGUUUCAUCCCGAAAAAUAGAUUCCUUUUCAAAAUUGCUAUUUUUCUAGCAAUACAAAAGUUAUUUUCUUUUGAAUGAGACAU
Messenger RNA from Patiria miniata (bat star), 3242 nucleotides. Its product is annotated as regulator of G-protein signaling 9-like. NCBI's taxonomy places the organism in Eukaryota, Metazoa, Echinodermata, Asteroidea, Valvatida, Asterinidae. The transcript is spliced from 14 exons. The coding region runs from base 246 to 2060 and encodes 604 amino acids. The record is from RefSeq and is a predicted model, not a curated record. Gene Ontology annotation, biological process: G protein-coupled receptor signaling pathway; intracellular signal transduction; regulation of G protein-coupled receptor signaling pathway.